This is a messenger RNA of Zymoseptoria tritici IPO323, 186 nucleotides long. RefSeq lists its product as uncharacterized. NCBI's taxonomy places the organism in Eukaryota, Fungi, Ascomycota, Dothideomycetes, Mycosphaerellales, Mycosphaerellaceae. The annotation marks the transcript as partial. The record is from RefSeq and is a predicted model, not a curated record. The transcript has a single exon.
CAUCAUCAUCACUCCAUUCCGUUUCAAGAGCAUCAUCAUCACUCCAUUCCGUUUCAAGAGCAUCAUCAUCACUCUAUUCCGCUUCAAGAGCAUCAUCAUCGCUUCAUUCCGUUUCAAGAGCAUCAUCAUCACUCUAUUCCACUUCAAGAGCAUUAUCAUCACUCUAUUCCACUUCAAGAGCAUCAC